Messenger RNA from Bicyclus anynana (squinting bush brown), 970 nucleotides. Its product is annotated as serine/arginine-rich splicing factor 7. Gene Ontology annotation, biological process: mRNA splicing, via spliceosome. Gene Ontology annotation, cellular component: nuclear speck. The transcript has 4 exons. The record is from RefSeq and is a predicted model, not a curated record. Gene Ontology annotation, molecular function: RNA binding; zinc ion binding. Bases 268 to 786 code for a protein of 172 amino acids. NCBI's taxonomy places the organism in Eukaryota, Metazoa, Arthropoda, Insecta, Lepidoptera, Nymphalidae.
CAUCUUAUUUUUCUGUUUCUUGUGGACCGGACGCUUGUGUGGUGUUCGAGUCGUGGUGUUACAAACCGCUUUGCAGUGCGGCCGCCAUUUUGAUUGUCACUGAUUCUAACACGCAACGCAUUAUUGGAGACUGAAACAGUUAAAUCGUAGAAUUUGAGAGCGAUUAAAAUCCAUUUAUUUGGAGUAAGAGUAUUUGCAGUGGAGGACUGCAUGACAUCAAUGUUAAAAAUAUAUUAUCGGCAAUAAUCACGUCGAGCUUGAAGCAUAAUGUCCCGUUACGGCGACUGUAAAGUGUACGUUGGAGAUUUGGGCAAUAAUGCUAGCAAACCGGAACUCGAAGAUGCAUUUUCUUACUAUGGCCCCUUGAGGAAUGUGUGGGUGGCACGUAAUCCGCCGGGUUUUGCUUUCGUUGAAUUUGAGGAUCCACGAGACGCCGAAGAUGCAGUACGUGGGUUAGAUGGACGGACCGUAUGCGGUUGUCGCGCUCGUGUGGAGAUGUCCAACGGCAGCCGUGGGUCUGGUGGCCGUGGGCCGCCUCCUCGUUCUAGGCUUCCACCGCGGCCCUAUGAUGACCGCUGCUACGAUUGCGGUGGUCGUGGGCAUUACGCCAGAGAUUGUUCUCGUAGACGCCGUCGCAGCCGAUCGAGGUCUCGCCGCCGCACUCGCUCGCGCUCCCCAAGGUCUGGAUCCCGCAGCCGCUCCCGUUCCCGUUCGCGCUCCAAGGGAAGGUCUCUUUCGCGUUCAAGAUCGCGUUCCCGUUCUAAGGACUCCAAGAAGUCCUUGUAAACUUUCAUAAAUAAUCAUGAUUCCUUUUUGGCCAUAAAUGUUUCAAGUUUUUCAGUUAGGAGGUUGGUGUAACUUUCACCAAUCAUUGCAGAUCAUUCCCAUUUACGUUUACACAAAAUGUAUGAUAUGUAUUGAUUUUGUAAUCAAUAUAAGCUAUUGACAAUUAAAUAAAUGUUUUAUGCAA